GCAUUGCAGAGAGAAGCAGGUCACAACCUCAAAUUACUGCAAGCUAAAGCAACCAAAGGAUACUAUCACUGCGCUCGGUCUCGUCUUUUAUAGCAGAGCUGAGCAACCGAGCGGCUCGUUAGUGUCGCAUCCCCAUUGGUUGGAAGUUCGACUGGCUGUGGACACGCCCUGCUUCGGUCUGCUAUUGGCUAUCUCUUGAUUCGCAUUCCUAUUGGUUGCUGAUACAGCGUCUCUUUCCGAGCCUAUCAUCGCAGCCGCUGCCGCUCCGCUCGAGCACUAUAUAAGCUUCGGGCGCAGUUUGGGAGUAAUUCAGUGAUUGUGGUACUGCGUUGUGCUUGGUGAGUUGCUGCCAUGUCUGGACGCGGGAAGCAAGGCGGGAAGGCUCGGGCCAAGGCUAAAUCGCGCUCGUCACGGGCUGGAUUGCAGUUCCCCGUGGGUCGCGUCCACCGCCUGCUGCGCAAAGGCAACUACGCGGAGCGAGUGGGGGCCGGCGCUCCAGUGUAUCUAGCGGCUGUGCUAGAGUACCUGACGGCUGAGAUCCUGGAGUUAGCAGGCAACGCUGCCCGUGACAACAAGAAGACGCGUAUCAUCCCCCGCCACCUGCAGCUGGCUAUCCGCAACGACGAGGAGCUCAACAAGUUGCUGGGCAAAGUGACGAUCGCGCAGGGUGGAGUGCUGCCCAACAUCCAGGCCGUGCUGCUGCCCAAGAAGACCGACAGCCACAAGGCUAAAGCCAAGUGAGCAUAACUGCGACUGAACAAAAGGCAGAUCGGACCGAAAAAAGAAACAAAAAGGCUCUUUUCAGAGCCGCCCACAGUGAUCAAAAAGUGUUGAGUCACUUCCAACAGUUCUGAUGCUUAUGAUACUUGGUAGAAACUUACAAGUUUUAAAGCGUCUGCCUUAGCUAUGUUCUUCCGCAUUCCUCCUUGGUUGUGUUUGGUUUUUUUUUUUUUUG
Molecule: messenger RNA, 955 nt
Organism: Indicator indicator
Lineage: Eukaryota; Metazoa; Chordata; Aves; Piciformes; Indicatoridae
Product: histone H2A-IV
Exons: 1
Coding region: 352-741 (129 amino acids)
Cellular component (GO): nucleosome
Molecular function (GO): structural constituent of chromatin; DNA binding; protein heterodimerization activity
Source: RefSeq, a predicted model, not a curated record